Parnassius apollo (apollo) is the source of this 468-nucleotide messenger RNA. The record is from the annotation of a GenBank genome assembly. NCBI's taxonomy places the organism in Eukaryota, Metazoa, Arthropoda, Insecta, Lepidoptera, Papilionidae.
UUGCCUAAUCAUUUAUUAAGACGUCAUCCAACAAUUCAGACCGUAAGUCUCAAAAAGAAGAGUGAAAGUGGUGGUGGCAAUUGUGGUAAUGCACGAAAUGGUGAUGGACAAGUUUUUGAUGACAUGGCUUUAGGCAUCGUGCCAGUUCCAGAUUCUCAAAAUGUUGAUAAUUCGGAUACUGAAAGCGUGGCUUCUUCUUCUGUCUCUGUAUCAGUCUUAAAACAGCCAACAUUGGCAUGUUGCUCAACAAAUAUAAAAUCAUUUCGAGAUAAUGGUGUUAAAAGUGGUCAACUAGCCAAUGCAAUAGUCUUCAUGAUAGCAAAGGAUGGCUUGCCUCUAAAUACUGUGGAAAAAACAGGAUUUCAAUAUUUGAUGAAAGUAGUGGCACCGCUAUAUAAAGUUCCAGCCAGAAAAACAAUUACUGCGUCUUUAGGUCCUGCUCGUUCCAGAAAUGGCUUCCCGGAGUGA